This is a messenger RNA of Saccostrea echinata, 3258 nucleotides long. RefSeq lists its product as uncharacterized. Bases 16 to 3258 code for a protein of 1080 amino acids. The record is from RefSeq and is a predicted model, not a curated record. Gene Ontology annotation, molecular function: protein binding. Lineage: Eukaryota; Metazoa; Mollusca; Bivalvia; Ostreida; Ostreidae. The transcript is spliced from 12 exons.
ACGAGUAAAAUCUUUAUGAAAAUGGGAAUUUAUGUGUUUUUAAUUACAUUUCUUCUUGCUUUUCACGUCAUUGCUGAAGAUGACGUCAUUCUUGCUGUCUUGGGAAAUGCCGUAGUUCUGGACUGUAAGAUUCCACAAACAGACACCAUUAUCUGGGACCGACCAGACGGUACUAUCAUCGCCAUCAAAGGAGUCCUUCACCGGUCCGUGAAUUCCAGCAGGUUCUCCGUACAGAACAACACGUUGCUGCAGUCUCUGAGCAUUCACAACCUAAUGCUGAAAGACGAUGGCGUGUACAGAUGCUAUGAUCUCACGGACGCUGGCAUUAAACAGAACUUUACCGUAAAUAUAUUCGUCCGCCCUACCCAGUUUUCUGUUAAGGGGCCAGGAAGAACUGUCAACGAAGGCUCUAUACAGACUUUUACGUGCAAGGCAGACGGCGGGAUACCUCCACCGUUUGUGCGAUGGCACUUAUUAGGUCCAAACACAAAUGGAACAACUUACACAGGGCGUAACUCGGAUACUAAAUAUUCUAAUGGUACAAUAUUACGAGUGAAUACUCUACGACUUCAAAUAAGCAGAGAGAUGUAUAAAGGGUCUAUCAUCUGUGAUACCAGCAUACAGUAUUACUACCAAGUCCAGCAGACAAUUGUCCUGGAUGUGAACCUUACACCAUUGACACCCAUCUUUGAUGGCUUUUCUGGUUUGUUUGACGAUGGAGAUUCUAAACCCAUCUCAUGUCACAGUAACGGAAGUAGACCCGCAGCAAAUAUAUUCUGGAUGCUGAAUGGCGUCCGCAUAAACAGUACAUCCUCACAAAGAAUUAAAAACGCUGAUGAUACAUUCCUUGUUAGAGGCACUUUGGUUCGGAAGUUAACUAAAGCCAUGGAAAGGCAGAUUCUUUCUUGUGUUGUCACAAACUCAGUUCUGCAGACGACAACUACACGCAGUCUAAGUCGUUCGGUUGUACUCCUCCCAAAUUACUCCCCUUCCAUAUCGGCAGAUAACGGUACUCGGACAGUUGAAGAAGGAAAAUCGCUUGUUCUUCAUUGUGUUAUUGAAGCCCGACCUCUUCCCCCACAGAAACAAAAGCUAUGGUUCUUCAAUGGAUACCCUAUUUCAGAUUCUAAUUACAACAUCACACGCCUUGAUAUAUCGUUGUCCAAGCUAAGAGCAAGCAUUUACGUCAAACACAUUCAUCGAAACCAGAGUGGUCAAUAUAGCUGUCAAGGCUAUAACCACCUUGGAGCAGCCAAAGGUCCAGCCAUGAAUGUACAGACGCUGUAUAGCCCUAUUUGCUCUUUCUCUGGAGUUCAAAAAUAUGCUGCUCCCGUUGGUGGUCGAGUAUCUCUCACGUGUCGUGUAACAGCCAAUCCAAAUAAUGUUACUAUGAGAUGGCGAUAUAUACAGAGAAAUGCUCCAAUAAAGACGGGGCUUCUUGGUGACGUAGAAUCUCAAACUGUAUCUUCAACAACUAUUGCAAUUGAUGUUGCAUCAAACAACCAGUACGCAGACAUCGCAUGCAUUGCAACCAAUAUGGUUGGUGAUAUGAUGUUUCCCUGUCUGUAUCGUAUCAUGGAACCAAGUCCUCCUGAAAUUCCAAAAAAUUGUUCUACAAACACAUUGAGCGACACAGAGAUCCAGAUUGAGUGUACCCCAGGAUUUAAUGGAGGUUCUCCUCAGCAUUUCCUUUUACAGAUGCUUGAAGGUUACAACGACAGAAAUUUCAACACCAUUUCUAACCAUUCCACACCGAGUUUUAGAGUCCCUGGCCUAACACCGAAUACAAACUACACGUUCCGGAUGUGCUCAGGGUCUAGUGCUUUUGCGCGCACAAUCAGCUGCGGGGGACCCCUGAUGACCACUACCUUAGCAGCGCAUGCUGUUGACAAAAAGCGAAUAUCGUCACCUACUUCACAGGCUAGUACCACACCAUACAUUGUAGGGGGUGUGGUUGGGUUUCUCGUCCUAGUGGUACUAAUUUCUGUACUGGCAUAUUGUCUCCAUAAGAAAAGAAAGCGUGGCGGAAAUCCUUUACAUUCAAACCAAAUACCCUGGAGAACAAAUGAUUGGUUCAAACAUGGAGAAGGUAGUUCUACAAGUGUCAGUGUUAAACCAGGAGUUCAGAAUGCUGCAUUUGUGGAGGACACAGUCCAUCCAGAGAAAAGUAGCAACGAGAAAGAACACAGAACCCAAGAAUCGAUAUAUCGAAUAGACAAUGUAAAACUCCGCAAUCUAGAGGAAAAGGACUCCAUUAAGCUCUUAAAGGCCAAUGCUACAACCCUUCUAGCUUUAUCCCGAAAAUAUAACGUUAAUGAAUCUGAAGACAAAGUUAAUAAGAUUGAGUUUGGUUUCCUUGGCGACCAAAUAACUGAUCUAGAUGAAUUAUCUAAUCCCCGAAGUCCUGGAUUGAUGCUGACUUCCACAAGUCCACAUCGUGAUUUUUCUUACAGCGAAACAGAUUUAGAUUUGCAAUCUCCUCAAAGUAAAACUCCAUGUCCAGAUUUCCUGGACAUCAAUUUUGGUACAGAAACAAAGCAGAAGUCUUUAUCAACACACUCUUUAAAUGACCUUCGAUCCAGUUCUGUUGAAAAUAAACAUGAUUACAUCAAUCUGUCUUACACGGAUCCGGACUCCAGCAAACCGGAAAAUCAAACACCUGCUCUGGAAGGAGAGAUGGAUGAUCUGAAGAAAACAUUUAUAUCUAAAUAUACACUAGAAUUUCAAAGGAAGGAUGAUAAUGGUCCAUCGAAAACUCAAAACAGCCCUGCUUCAUCCACUAGUACUCUAUCAGGCGUGGGGAGUUAUGGUGGAGCACCUCGCAGACAAAGUUAUACCCUGGCGAUAAGUAGCGAUGAGGAGGGUAACACUAUGGUUAGAGAUGUCCUGUCUGCUUCUGUCAACGUCUCCUUUCCAAUUUACGACAUUCCCAGAAACAGUGGAGGUUUUGAGGUGGAAGUUGAAUCCACAGUGAAAGUGCCUACGGAGAAGGAUUUGGGGGAAGAAGAAUCAUCAAAUAGCGAUUCAAAGCCAGACAAAGAGAUCAUAGCAAUUCUUUCACCGAAAGACAGUUUGGCUGAGGAAACGAGCUACACCUUCAAACAUAAAAAAUCUCCUUUACCCGCACCAGACGCCCCCGAAGAUAAUGAAUUAGAAAAGGGAAGAAUUAUCACUUUAGAAUUGUGUGAAAACUUAGCUGAGAAGGAAUCCCAACAAAUAGACCCAGAUAGCGCAAGUUCGUGUGGUGCUUAUUUCUGA